Molecule: messenger RNA, 834 nt
Organism: Trichechus manatus latirostris (Florida manatee)
Lineage: Eukaryota; Metazoa; Chordata; Mammalia; Sirenia; Trichechidae
Gene: CIMAP1D
Product: CIMAP1 family member D
Exons: 4
Coding region: 1-834 (277 amino acids)
Cellular component (GO): cytoskeleton; cytoplasmic microtubule
Source: RefSeq, a predicted model, not a curated record
AUGGGCACCCUCAGCUGUGACCCCGCCCCGCGGCCGACCUCCACCACCCUGGGCCGGCGGGCUGCGGAGUACCAGAUCCCCGAGACGGGCCUUCGGAAAUCCUGUGGAGUGGCUGCCCUGGAGACAGGCGCCAGGCCGGGCCCGUAUGUCCUUCUGUCCACCGUUGGCUACGCCCAGCACGACCGCACCAGACUGGCCAAUCCUGCCUGCUCCCUGGUCCGGAAGCCCAGUGAGGUUCUCCCUGAGGACAGCAGCCCUGGGCCGGUCUACUUCCUGGACCCCAAAAUCACGCGUUUUGGCCGCAGCUGUGCCCCUGCCUACUCGAUGCAGGGCCGGGGCAAGUCUCGGGGUCUGGAGGUGACGCCAGGACCAGGGGCCUACAGCCCAGAGAAGGUGCCCCCCGUGCGCCAGCGGACGCCCCCGGCUUUCACGCUGGGUGCCCGCCUCUGCCCGCAGCCACUGGACACCUCGGCCCCUGCCCCCAAUACCUACACCCUGCCUUCCCUCUGGGGUUCCCAGAUCUUCAUCAAACCCAGCAGCCCCAGCUACACGGUGGUGGGCCGCACGCCCCCCAUCCGCCCCCCGCAGGACCCCGCAGAGAUACCCGGCCCGGGCCAGUAUGACUGCCCUGAUCCCAGCGCCUAUAGGCACCGCUGGCCGGCCUUCACCAUGCUCGGGCGGCCCCGAGCCCCACGCCCGCCUGAUGAAACACCAGGCCCAGGCACCCACAGCCCUGAGCAGGUCACCGUGCACAAGGCCAGGGCCCCUGCCUUCACCAUGGGCAGCCGCCACUCCAAGCCGGCUGCCACUAUGGCAGGGAACACCAUGCUCUGA